CGUCACAUUCAGCAGUUGUCAAAUAUCAUGGAGCGCUGGCAGAAUCGUGUUGCGGUCGUAACGGGCGCCAGUUCGGGCAUCGGAGCUGCUUGUGCCAAGCUGCUGGUGGCCGCCGGUUUGCAGGUUGUUGGCCUUGCGCGUCGCACCGAGCGUCUGGAGCAGCUGCGUCAAUCGCUGCCCGCGGAUCAGCGCCAGCGCUUCCAUCAGCGCGCCUGCGAUGUCUCUGCCGAGGUGCAGGUAAACAGCGCAUUUGAGUGGAUCGAACAGCAGCUGGGCGGCAUCGAUGUGCUGAUCAACAAUGCGGGCAUCCUGCGCGAUGGCCAUCUGUUGGACAUGCCCGUCAAGGACAUCAGCGAUGUGCUCCAGACCAAUCUGAUGGGCAGCAUCUACUGCACCAAGCUGGCGGCCAACAGCAUGCGCCGCCGCCAGAUGGCCGGCCAUCUGUUCUUCAUCAACAGCACCGCCGGCCUGGCUGGCUAUAAUCCCGGACCGGACGAUCCCAGCCUGAAUGUGUAUACGCCCAGCAAGUUUGCACUGACCGCAGUGCAUGAGAUUUGCCGACAGGAGUUAAUCACACAGAAAUUGAAAAUCAAGACAACGAGCAUUAAUCCCGGCUGGGUAUCCACUGAGAUAGUGCCCGACGAAACCAAAACGCAGCUGGGCGAUGUGAUAUUACAGGCCGACGAUGUGGCCCAAGCGGUGCUCUAUGCUCUCUCCACCCCGCCGCAUGCCCAGGUGCAGGAGAUAACGCUUCGGGCUGUUGGGGAAUGGUACUGAUAAGCGCUAUGAAGUACGCACGUGUUUUUAGUUGUUGUAGUCGGUUGUUGAGGGAAUGUAUUCAACACCUAAUAACAAUCAAAUCAACGCAACGACUCGACGCACACGCACACGCACACACACACACAGCAUGGAGUUUAUUUGUAUUGUGGACCUUUGGUCUUUAUUCUCAUUUCAUUUUUAUUGUAAUCGUUAUGAUUAUUGUGGUUGUUAUUAUUGGCCGUUACAGUUUAACAACAACGCUAAAUAAAUAAUUCAGUUUUAUAAAUUAAUAA
Molecule: messenger RNA, 1052 nt
Organism: Drosophila montana
Lineage: Eukaryota; Metazoa; Arthropoda; Insecta; Diptera; Drosophilidae
Product: farnesol dehydrogenase
Exons: 2
Coding region: 28-777 (249 amino acids)
Source: RefSeq, a predicted model, not a curated record